Messenger RNA from Megalops cyprinoides (Indo-Pacific tarpon), 6034 nucleotides. It is a transcript of the gene synj1, whose product is annotated as synaptojanin 1. Bases 140 to 5053 code for a protein of 1637 amino acids. The transcript has 32 exons. Gene Ontology annotation, molecular function: nucleic acid binding; phosphatidylinositol-4,5-bisphosphate 5-phosphatase activity. Gene Ontology annotation, biological process: phosphatidylinositol dephosphorylation; synaptic vesicle endocytosis. The record is from RefSeq and is a predicted model, not a curated record. Lineage: Eukaryota; Metazoa; Chordata; Actinopteri; Elopiformes; Megalopidae.
AUAUACCAGCAGUGCAGUGAGAGGCGGAGUAUAUUGUUGUCGUUAAGGUCUGAGACGCUGACAAAUCCGGCGACGAAGAAGCUGUGAAAGAAGGUAGCCGGUGUAACCUCAUCAGGCCAGUUGUCCUAGGAGAUCUGCAAUGGCCUUCAGCAAAGGAUAUCGUAUCUACCACAAGCUAGACCCGCCUCCGUACAGCGUAAUUGUGGAAACGAGGAGCCGUGAAGAAUGCCUGCUGCUGGAGUCUGGAGCAGUUGCCGUUCUGUCUGCUGCAGAGAAGGAGGCUAUUAAAAACACGUACACCAAGAUGCUGGAUGCCUAUGGAAUCCUAGGGGUCCUCCGGCUUAAUCUGGGAGAUGCCAUGCUCCAUAGCCUGGUCGUGGCGACGGGUUGCAGUUCCGUGGGGAAGGUUCAGGAUUCAGAGGUCUUCCGGGUCACUGCCACAGACUUUGUGUCCCUGAGGAACGAUCCCUCGGACGAGGACCGGAUCUCAGACGUGCGCAAGGUCCUGAAUUCAGGGAAUUUCUACUUCGCCUGGUCCUCGACUGGAGUCAGCAUAGACCUCAGCCUGAAUGCCCACCGCAGGAUCAAGGAGGACACCACAGACAACCGCUUCUUCUGGAACCAGUCCCUGCACCUCCACCUGAAGCACUACGGAGUGAACUGUGAUGACUGGCUGCUGCGUCUCAUGUGCGGCGGGGUGGAGAUCCGCACCAUCUACGCUGGGCACAAGCAGGCAAAGGCCUGCGUCAUCUCCCGCCUCAGCUCCGAGAGGGCCGGCACCCGCUUCAACGUGCGCGGCACCAACGACGACGGCCAGGUGGCCAACUUUGUGGAGACCGAGCAGGUUAUUUUCCUUGACGACAAAGUGUCUUCCUUCAUUCAAAUCCGUGGAUCUAUACCACUGUUCUGGGAACAACCUGGAAUUCAGGUUGGCUCACACCGCGUCAAACUGUCCCGUGGAUUUGAGGCGAAUGCACCAGCUUUUGAAAGGCACUUCAGCGCACUCAGGAGGCUGUACGGAAAGCAGGUGAUCAUCAACCUGCUAGGGAUGAAGGAGGGGGAGCACAUGCUCAGCAAGGCCUUCCAGAGUCACCUGAAGGCCUCGGAGCACGCCGCAGCAGUUAGGAUGGUCAACUUCGACUACCAUCAGAUGGUGAAGGGAGGCAAAGUGGAGAAGCUGCAUAGCGUCCUGAAGCCUCAGAUCAGCAAGUUCCUGGAGGACUGUGGCUACUUCCACUACUCCGGGGAAGGGGGCGUGCAGAAGUGUCAAACUGGUACCAUUCGGGUCAACUGUCUGGACUGCCUGGACAGAACCAACAGUGUCCAGGCCUUCUUUGCACUGGAGAUGCUGCCCAAACAGCUGGAGGACAUGGGUCUGGAAAAGCCCCAGCUGGUUGCCCGCUUCCAGGAAGUCUUCCGCUCCAUGUGGUCUGUCAAUGGGGACUCCAUCAGCAAGAUCUACGCAGGGACAGGUGCACUGGACGGCAAGGCCAAGGCUGGAAAGCUGAAAGAUGGUGCCCGCUCGGUUACCAGAACCAUCCAGAACAACUUUUUCGACAGCUCCAAACAGGAGGCCAUUGACAUACUGCGUCUGGGCAGCACCCUGAACAGUGACCUGGCUGACAAGGCUCGAGCUCUUCUGACUACAGGCAGUCUUUACAUUUCAGAACCCAUUUUGCAAUCAGCCUCUCCAAGAGUGCUGCUUGGAAUGUGCCAGAACUAUUACAAGUACACCAGGCCAAAGCAGAUCAGGGUGUGUGUGGGCACCUGGAACGUCAACGGGGGAAAGCAAUUCCGAAGUAUUGCCUUCCGCAACCAGACCCUCAACGACUGGCUGCUGGACGCCCCAAAGAUCGCAGGCCACCCAGAGUUCCAGGACAGUAAGGCCAACCCCGUGGACAUCUUCGCUAUAGGAUUUGAAGAAAUGGUGGAGUUGAAUGCUGGCAACAUUGUCAGUGCCAGCACGGCCAAUCAGAAGCUCUGGGCAGCUGAACUGCAGAAAAACAUUUCAAGGGAUCAUAAGUACGUGCUGCUGGCUUCAGAACAGCUGGUGGGCGUGUGUCUCUUUGUCUUCAUUCGGCCUCAACACGCCCCCUACAUCAGGGAUGUCGCUGUGGAUACAGUAAAGACGGGCAUGGGCGGGGCCACAGGGAACAAGGGGGGCGUGGCCAUCCGCAUGCUCUUCCACACCACCAGCAUCUGCUUUGUCUGCUCGCACUUUGCCGCCGGCCAGUCCCAGGUCAAGGAGAGGAAUGACGACUACAGUGAGAUCACCCGCAGACUCAGCUUCCCCAUGGGCCGGCUGCUCUACUCCCACGAUUACAUGUUCUGGUGCGGCGACUUCAACUACCGCAUUAACCUGCCCAACGAGGAGGUGAAGGAGCUGAUCCGGCAGCAGAACUGGGAUGCCCUGACGGCGGGCGACCAGCUGGUGGACCAGAAGAAUGCCGGACACGUCUUCAGGGGAUUCAUCGAAGGAAAGAUUGAGUUCCCCCCCACGUACAAGUACGACCUUUUCUCAGACGACUACGACACCAGCGAGAAGUGCCGCACGCCCGCCUGGACGGACCGAGUGCUCUGGAAGAGGCGGAAGUGGAAUUUUGACAAGUCAGCUGAGGAGAUGAACGUGGUGGGUGCCAUUCAAAACCAGGACGAGCAGGUGCAGCACCCCUGGAGUCCUGGGACUCUUAAGUAUUACGGCAGGGCCGAGCUGAAGACCUCAGAUCACAGGCCGGUGGUGGCUAUCAUAGACGUGGACGUGCUGGAGGUGGACCCGGACGCCCGUCACCAGGUGUACAAGGAUGUGAUCGCACUCCAGGGCCCGCCGGACGGAACAAUACUCGUCUCCCUCUGCAGCUCUGGCGAGGAAGACUAUUUUGAUGACGCCCUGAUUGAUGAGCUGCUUGACAAGUUUGCGGCCUUCGGGGAAGUCAUCCUCAUCAGGUUCGUCGAGGAGAAGAUGUGGGUGACGUUUCUGGAAGGCUACUCUGCCCUGGCUGCGCUGUCUCUUAGUGCUUCCACCGUGCUCGGGAAGACCAUCGACAUCCGGUUGAAAAGUCCUGGCUGGAUCAAGAGCCUGGAGGACGAGAUGAGCGUGGAGAGGAUCUUCGGAAGCAUCCCCUCCUCCGCCAGCUCCACUCUGCUGGCAGAGGACGCAGACAUGGGCGCUGACUACGACAUGGAGGGUGAUGUAGAUGAUGCAGAGGUGGAGGAGAUUCUUCCCCAACACCUGCAGCCUGGAGCUGGCUCAGGGCCAGGGUCGUCCCCAACACCGUCCCCCAGGGGCAGCCCGUGUCCCUCCCCCACCCAUGGCGAGCCCGCUCCCCCCACUAGGCCCAGCCGAGCUCCCCCACGCACCGCAGGACCCCCUCAGAGCUUAAGUCCAGCUUCAUGUAGGAGGGAGCUUGCAGGUUCCCCUGUCGACUCGCAGCCUGCCGGCGCUCAAGGCCUGGAGCCGAAACGCCCGCCCCCUCCUCGGCCUAAUGCCCCCCCAGCCCGGCCAGCGCCCCCUCAGCGUCCACCUCCUCCCUCAGGCGGUAGGAGCCCCACGCCAGUUAGGAAAGAUUUGGGAGGGCAAAAAAGCCCUGGAGUAGCUAGACAGGACUAUGGAGGGCGAGGACAGCCCACAGCAGGGCCAGCUCCGGGAGGUGCCCAGAGACCGACCAUUCCUCCACGAGCGGGCGUCAUCAGUGUCACCCCUCAGGCCAGGCCCCCUCCUCCGGCUCACCCCGGGGCCCCCAGGCCCGCCCCAGAUGUCCACCCAGGAGCCCCAAGGCCCAUGCCAGAGACUCACCCUGGGGCCCCCAGGCCCAUCCCUGGACACCAGAGCAAACCAGCAGAGCUGCCACUGGGGCCUCCUGUACUGCCAGGGCCCAUGAAGCCUCAGCCGGCGUCCCCUGUGCAGCCGCAGAUGCAGUCCCCUAUGCAGCCGCAGAUGGCGUCUCCCAUGCAGCCGCAGACGGCGUCUCCCAUGCAGCCGCAGACGGCGUCUCCCAUGCAGCCGAUGCAGCCCCAGAUGGCUCCCCCGCUCCAACCCCAGAUGGCUCCCCCGAUGCAGCCCCAGAUGGCUGCCCCACUCCAACCCCAGAUGGCUUCCCCACUGCAGCCCCAAAUGGCUCCCCCGUUACAACCACAGAUGGCAACCCCCAUGCAGCCGCAGUUAGCGGCUCCCAUGCAGCCCCAGCCUGCAGCUACCCCCCAGCCCAACCCGGGCCUGGCUUCCCCAAAACCGCCACCCCGCAGUCGCUCCUCCCACGCCCUGCCUCCUGAGCCCGCCCCUGCAUCUCAGAUCAAUGGGAUGAACGGUAUCCAGAGAGAAGCACAAUGGAAACUCGACCCCUUUGACCCACUCAGCUCUGACCUGCCCUCCUCCACUUCCUGGCUCAACACCCAGUCCCUGACGCGAAGCUGCUCCCUCCGCUCCGCCCCGAUCCCGCCCCCCUCGGCCCUCCCCACGUCGCGCUCCACACGGGGCCUCCGCGGCGGCUCCGCCCAGCUCCUCCCCCCGGCACCUGCGCGCAGCAAGUCCCAGGAGACGCUGCGCGCCUCUCCCAACCCCUUCCUGUCUGACAGCCAGCCAAGCAGCACCAACCCCUUCACCGGCAAGCUGGCCCUCGCCCAGCGCCGCUCGCUCACGCCCGACUUCUGUACCCAGCAGCAGGCGCUCGCCUCCAAGCCACUCCUCCAGCGGGCCGUGUCGGCGUCCGCACAGGCCCCCCCGUGCCUGGACCCCGCCCCGGCCGCCGCCCCAGCCCCGGCCCCGGGGAAGCGCGUCCAGCCGUGGGUGACUUUUGACGAGGAUUCGGCCUCUCCCGCUCCAGGGAGAACUCCAGCUGCAGCAAACCCCCUCCUGCCCAGCACCACCUCCACACACCCACAGACCCUGUUCCCAAGCUCUCAGUUCAAUUCCCCCAGCAGCUGGGGGGCCCCUUCCGCUCCUGUGUUCCCAGCAAUCCCUCCUCCUGUUCCUGCAAGGACUAAUAGUGGCACCCCAGAGAUUCCCUCAAGACCAAGCAGCAGCUUUCUGACCUCUAAGGAGUUCACAGAAAGAUAGGAUUAUUGAAUAUAAAGCUGUACGUAUCGUUUGAUGUAGAAAUAUUGGGAAAUAUAAUAAGUCAGUGUGUGUAUGUAUGGUCCCUAUAAACAGUACAUAAAAGUGUUUACCCCCAAAUCAGACAUCAGAAUUGUAUUAUUAUUUUACCAAAAACAGUUUGCCACAAACUUGGGAAAAGAUAUAUAUGUACUUGGCUUUUUUCAAAGAAGUAGCUGUUCCAUAUCUCCAUGUGGAAUCAUGUUCAGGUUUCUUUGUUUUUUUUGGUGUAUGUAUUUCUUAUGUCUGUAUGUGUCACAUUGGCAGGACGUCUGUGCCUGUGUCUAUAUGUGCGCACAAAUGUGUGUUAAACCUGUGCAAUAUUUAAUUGUUGUUUGGCCACAAGCUACUGUUACCUACAGCUGCUCAAUAACUUUGAGAUUAUAUAUAUUUUGUGUAUCAAACUUUUGAUCACAUUGCAUUAUAGAUACGCACAUUUAAGUAGAAUCCACACAUAGCAAAACGGCGUUGAUUGUGGAAAUGGGGAAAACUUUGAGGACUUUUACAUGUAAAAUGUGUGUAACUUGGCGUGGAAACGUAACAGUGAUGUUUAGGACUUGAACAGGCAUCUGGAGAGUUUGCAGUGAUUGCAGGUGACUUUAAUCACCAAAAACACCUGUUCCCGCAUGAUGCCUUGUCUUCCUAAGUGGUUUGUCUAUUCUCGAUCAGUGGCACUGAGCAUCAGUUCAUUUAGCCGCCCUUUUGUCCUGAAUGUACAUUAAUGAAGUGGUCACUGCCUCCGGUGCAGAGCAUAUUUUAAGUGGUGUGGACUCUAUAAAGCGUAUCAGGCAAUGCAGCACUUGGCAGGAUGGGGAGCUGACCUUAUAAAUCUGGUCACCAUACCCACUCGCCCUUCUUGCAGGCUUCCUCUCCUUUUGACUCAAGACUUCUCUGAUCAUUGUGAAGUUCAUGAGUAUGGGAUUAUAUAUAGUAAAUUACAUACAG